CACCCUAAGGGACCCCUUCCUGUGGGGUCCGGAUGUGACGAGCGCCGACUUCCGCCUCGGAGGCCGGAGAGACGCCGGGACCUCCGUGAGUGGGAGGACGGAUCUCGGUCGGGAGACGCCAGGCGUGCAGAGAUGAGGCCUUGACACCAGGAGGGUGGCCUCGGGUCAACACAGGGAGUUUUCCCAGGCCUUCCGUGGGGGUCCAGGUAUAGACGGAGAGGUGCGCCCAUCCCAGCACAGACGGCACCCGAGCUUGGCCGUCCCUGGGAUCCCGAGACGAGCCCUUAGACCUCUGGCAGGCGUGGGCAGAGGUGGGCCCCCUCACUUACCUUCUGUGGGGUCCCAGGGCUGCGCGGUCUUGCUGUGACCCUGUGGCCUCAGGCUGCGGGGGUGGGGCCCAGGCCCUGCCAGGGGAAAUAGCAGUCCCCUGAGGGGCCAAGGAGGGGACCGCCCAGCUUGGACGGAUGGGGACCUCACAGAGUCCGCCCCAGCCCUCCUGCCCCACUGGGGCCCGUGUGCCGUGCUCUGUGUCUGCACCCCGAAGUGACUCCUCCUUUUCUCCUCCAGGGGCUUCCAGAGCUCAGAGUCAAGGCCUAGGUCUGAGGCAGGAGCCUCUAAGGUCCCAGAGCAGGGGAGGUGCAGGGUCAGCCCGACACAAACGCCAUGCCCCUGGGUCAGAGGGGUGAGCUCUGGAAGCUGGAGGAAGACCCGGGCCCGGCCCAGGGCCUGGUGGAGGCACAGCUGUCGGGGGCUGGGGAGGAGGAGGUCCCCCGCGCCCCCUCCUCCUUCUCCGCUUGGGCCUCCUCCCAGUCCGCCGCCCCGUCUGGCCCCUGCUCUGCCCUGUUUCUGGUCCCCAGGGAGGAGGGGUCUGCUGCUGGGUUCCAGAGUCGUCCCCAGAGCUCUCUGAGUGCCCGCCCCUCCCCCACUGCCCAGGCAGCCACUGCCUGCAGCCAGCCUGACCAGGGCUCCAGCAGCUCCGAUGAGGAGGGGUCGAGCCCCUGCGAGGAGCCCGAAGAACCCCAGCCCGGGCUCCAAAACCUACUCCAGGGGAAGCUGGCUGAGCUGGUGGAGUUCCUGCUCCUCAAGUAUCACACCAAGGAGCCGACCAGCCAGGCAGAGAUGCUGGAGAUCGUCGGCAAGGAUGCCCAGGAUGCCUUCCCUGUGAUCUUGGGCCAGGCCUGUGAGUGCAUGCAGCUGAUCUUUGGUAUAGAUGUGAAGGAAGUGGACCCCAGCGACCACUCCUAUGUCCUGGUCCCCGUCCUGGGCCUCACCUAUGAUGGGAUGCUGAGCGGUGAGGAGGGAGUGCCCAAGACCGGCCUCCUGGUGGUGCUCCUGGGGGUGAUCCUCCUGCAUGGUGACCGUGCCCCCGAGGAGGAGGUGUGGGAAACGCUGGGGGUCAUGGGGGUGUAUGCCGGCCAGGAGCACGUCAUCUACGGGGAGCCCAGGGAGCUCCUCACCAAGGUCUGGGUGCAGGAAGGGUACGUGGAGUACUGGCAGGUGCCCGGCAGCGACCCUGCCCGCUACGAGUUCCUGUGGGGUCCCAGGGCCCACGCCGAAACCAGCAAGUUGCAAAUGCUGGAGUAUUUGCUCCGGGUCAGGUGCGGGCAGCCGGCUUCCUCCCUGGCCCUGUCUGAAGAGGCUGUGAGAGAUGAGGAAGAGGGGGCCUGAGCCCCGGGGUCCGCCAGGCCCUUUCCAGGCUUUGCUGGGUUCGGCAGCCUCUCCCGCGGGGUGCUGGGCAUGAAGUGAGGCCCCUUGCUGGUUCUUCCCUGUGUGUGUGUUUGUGUUUGCGCGUCAAGUCAGAGCCCUGGGCGUUUUAAGGAGUGCAGGGCCAGGGAGGGUUGGGAGAAGA
This is a messenger RNA of Zalophus californianus (California sea lion), 1849 nucleotides long. RefSeq names its product melanoma-associated antigen 8-like. The transcript has 3 exons. Gene Ontology annotation, biological process: negative regulation of transcription by RNA polymerase II. NCBI's taxonomy places the organism in Eukaryota, Metazoa, Chordata, Mammalia, Carnivora, Otariidae. The coding region runs from base 664 to 1668 and encodes 334 amino acids. The record is from RefSeq and is a predicted model, not a curated record. Gene Ontology annotation, cellular component: nucleus.